Anneissia japonica is the source of this 5389-nucleotide messenger RNA. RefSeq names its product A disintegrin and metalloproteinase with thrombospondin motifs 3-like. Gene Ontology annotation, cellular component: extracellular matrix. The record is from RefSeq and is a predicted model, not a curated record. Gene Ontology annotation, molecular function: metalloendopeptidase activity. Gene Ontology annotation, biological process: proteolysis; extracellular matrix organization. NCBI's taxonomy places the organism in Eukaryota, Metazoa, Echinodermata, Crinoidea, Comatulida, Comatulidae.
GAAUUCUGGUCAUGAUGACGAGUAGUAGGAUGCGGUGUGCGGCAAGAAUGCGAAUGCUUUCGGCUGUACUCAUCGGCACAGUGAACGAAUGAGGACAACGGUAGGCCCAGAAUAGCGGAGAGGGCUAGGCAUUAAUAUACCCCCUUACAAAAUAAUUAAAAAACAAUUUUGUUGCUCCACAUUUGUUGAACAAGACAUGAACAAGAGGACUAAUCAUUUUGAAAGUUAGCUUGUGAUAUGAUCCAGCUUUGCAGUGGUUUGACUUGGAGGUCACAUUUCACCUGAUGAUUGCUUUUUGUGUUGUAGCUAAAUAUUGCACAGCCAAAAUCAGUUGUUUGUCGUUCAAACACGCUAUCCAUUGCAUGUUUUUAAUCACUUGUUUUUAUUCCCUUUUUUCGAACUGGUCCUGUUUGUACUGCAAGAAAAAAGCGAUUAAAAAAAAACGAUUUUUAAUCAAUUUUUUCUUUCCAGUAGAAACAGGCCUUUAGAUUUUUCAAAGCAUCAUAAAUUAUAACUUUUUGGCAUUCAAUUUAGCAAUCUUCGAGUUCUCUGAAGUUGUGUGAAGGAAUCUUUAAACCCUUACCAAAUCCCAUUGCUCACAUAAUCUUUUUUAUUUGAGUAAUGUCAGUAAAUGGGGUAAGUACUGUAUUGCACCAGAUAAUGUUGAGUAAAUCUGGUGCAAGUUGUCAACACUUAGUUUGCUGCCAAGGUAGACAAUGCACGAAAACAAAAUGGUAAAAUUGCUACACAGACCUGCCAAUGCUUGCUUCUCAGGCAUGAAAUAGAAGGCUGAUGCCUUCUAGGGGUUGUAACCAUAUCAAAAUAAUUAUGGUGACAAAUUAUUUGCAUCUCCACCACAUGACAACCGAACCUUACAGCCAAUAGCAAUAUUCCUCAUUUUGGCUGCUGGAGUGAUCCAAUAAAUAAUGGCUCUUUGAGUGUUUUUAUAAUAAAAUGAAAUUCCAAAACUUUUUUCCAAACAAAAAAGACUGUCACAAAUAGAUUUUGAAAAAAAAAAAAACUUCUUAGGAUGGGGAGGAUAUAUUACUUUAAAAAAUCUUCUAGGGUACAGUAAGAGUAUAUUAAUUUAACAUACUGUACAAAAAAUUGAAACAAGUGCAUCUGCCAGUAAUAUUAUGGGCCUAUCUUUAAUCCAUCACUAAAAUGUAUUUUCUUUUUAUGGAAUGAUAUCCAAAAUGACAUUAUCCAGAAAAUGAAGAAGAAAAAGGUUUUAAAGUAUUGGUCCACAGUGCCCUCCCUGGUGGGGCCGAGUAUACUUUACAGUGUAAAUAUUGUGGUUCAAUAAAUUAUUAUUAUUAUUAUUGUGGUUGUUAAGAUAUUUGCCUUUUUUUAGUCUAAGGGGCAUGGGUUCAAAAUCCCCUAUAAUGAGGCUUAUAAAAAUAUCAACUGAUCAUCAUUUAUCCUACUAAUUACUACUUUUUAUCUCAAUUUUUUAAAAUUCUAUUAGUCUUAAAAAAUCAGUUUUUGAACAGUUUUAUUUAGUUUUUUUAGUUUUAUACAGUAUAUAGCUUCUAGUUUUGUAUAUCUUAAUAUGUAUUUUUAAUUUAAGAAUAAUACACUUUAUUGUCUGUAUCUUUAUCAAAUUAUUCUCUUUUUUCCUUCAUUGCAGAAUGGGUGGAUCCAAUGGAACAAUGAGGAUUAUAUACUAAAGUUUUCAGAAUCUCGGAAACUUAAUCAUUCACAAAGCAAUUCAACUAAUGAUUUACGGCAUGUCAUUUAUAAAACUAAUCAACUUGAUUCAAAGGUCAACCUUGCAUUAGACAGCCUGUAUUCAAAAAAACAUAUGAAAAUGUUUGAGCGGUUUCGAUGGAAGAGAUCAGCACACUUUCAAAGGAUGUAUUUUGUAGAAACUCUUGUAGCAGUAGACAGUAGCAUGUCUGCUUUCCAUAAAGGAAUUGACAUAGAAUCUUAUGUUAUACAACUUAUAAAUAUGGUCAAUCAAUUAUUCAACCAUCCAAGUCUUGAUAGUAAACUUACUUUGGUAGUUAUCAAAAUAAUAUAUUUGAAUGAAAGACAGUCAACUGAAAUUGAAACUAGUGGGUCUCGUGAUUCCAGUCUCCAGAGUGUUGUACUAUUAGCUCAAAACGUGUCCAAAUCCAGUUCACGUAUUCCUGAUUUCACAGCCUUCCUAAUUCGAAAGACAUUGCUAGUUGCAGGUUGGGAAUGGUACACGACAACGAUAUAAAGGAUUGUGAGAAGGAUGCUGAGAGGUCAAGUGUCAUGUCGUCCCUGGUGAAGGCUCACAGCGGAUACUAUUGGUCAAAGUGUAGUCAGAGGGCAUUCAAGGAUAACAUAGAAUCGAAGUUCUGUCUGCUCGACAACCCAUUUGAAGUUCCAGACAAAAAAUCAUCUUCAAUGCUGCCCGGGGAGCUGUACAGCCGCGAUCAGCAAUGCUAUUUCAACCACGGCGAGGUUUACAAACAUUGUUUUGAAAGCAAAGAGAUAGAUUGUGAGCAUCUUCGAUGUGGUGCUGAUUACAUGUUCCCCUCCUGCCUACCUGUGCGCAGAGCAAAGCCCCCUCUGCCUGGAACUUUUUGUAAGACAGAUCAUUGGUGUAUGAAUGGAUCAUGUAUUCAUAUCAAUUACCAAGAUGGUGGCUGGAGUAAGUGGACUGCAUGGACGGUUUGCUCUAGGAUUUGUGGGAUAGGUGUUAGCAAGCGACGACGUUACUGUGACAGUCCUAGGGCUCAACAUGGCGGCAAGAAAUGUGUUGGAGAUUCAUUUGAAUAUAAGUUGUGCAAUAUACAGGAUUGUGGGAAUCCGAUACAAGACCCUCGGGCUGAUGCAUGCAGGGAUUACUUGUCGAAUUGGAUGCAUGAAGGGGCAAUGCAGGCAUGGGUGCCCUCAGAACUUCACAACAGAAGUCUUGGUUGUAAGCUGUCGUGUGUGUCACUUAACACAAAGUCAGUGGUGGUCAUGGAUCAGGAUGUCAUUGAUGGUGUUGCAUGUUCCUACGAAAACCCACAUGGUAUUUGCAUCGACGGAAAGUGCAUGAGAAUUGGCUGUGACAAGGUUUUAGGGUCCACAUUGAAGUUUGAUAAAUGUGGUGUCUGCGGAGGGGAUAACUCAACCUGCCAAGAGGUACAUGCCAUGAAAAGGAGACGUUUAAAAAGAAAUUAUCAAGUGGCAUUCAAGAUACCUAUAGGAGCAUAUGAUGUUUUAGUUGAGGAGGUUUCAAAAACCAAUAAUUUUAUAUCACUAAAAGAUGAUUUAAACAGGCGGUACAUAUUGAACAGUAAAAAUAUCCAGGGACCAUCGUGUGAUUUUGUCUUUCAUAAAGUAAACUUUGUCUACAUCAAUGAAGAUGGAGUUGAGAUGUUGAAAACACGGGGACCAAUGCGGUCUAACAUAACAGUAUUGCUAGGUAAUGGAAAUGACAAAUCACCAAUCAUCAUUCACUACAGUUAUGUGAUAAAUCGAGAGGCCUUAAACAACCCAAGAAAACUUCAAAAAAAUAAAAGGAAUACCUACUACUGGCAAGAGAAGGGGUGGACUGUGUGCAGUGCAUCUUGUGGAAAUGGUACAUCAGUCAAGAUGUUUAAUUGCAUUGAAGCGGGCAGUGAACAUAUUAUGGACAAGUUUUAUUGUCUAGCAAAUAACCCUCCUCUUAUUCCAGUUAGCAGAGUGUGUAAGGAACGCGAGUGCAUUGUACCACAGUGGCGAGUAUCUAACUGGAGUGAAUGUUCUAAGGCAUGUGGACUACGAAGCUACCAACUUCGUUGGGUGGACUGUGUGCUGAACAUUAACGGUGUAAAUGAAACAGUUCCCAUCAGGCUUUGUCAUGCUGAACGACCAGCCAUUAGCAAACCCUGCAAUGUCUCGCUUUGUGAAGGAAAGUGGAAGAGAAGUGUCUGGUCCCAGUGUUCGGUGUCAUGCGAGAAGGGCGUUCAGACGCGUACAAUUACCUGUGUCGGACCUGAUGGUGAAGAGAAUCCAGAUUAUGGAUGUCAAACCAAAGACAAAAACCGAAGCUCCAAGCCAUGCGAUAUGGGACCAUGUGUUUGCUCACCAAAGGCUGGAGGCAAGAUCUGUAGUUUAAGGACGUAUCAGCAAUAUUGCAAGCUAGCCAUCUAUCGUGAACAAUGCUGUUCAACAUGCUUGAAACAGAGGAUCCUAUUGGAGGAUAUGACCAAAGCUAGCAAAACAGCAACAGCCAAUCGUGAUGCUACUAUACAGCAGGUUGACAGAGAAGCUAAACGAGCCAAUAAGAAUAGCAGGAAUACUGGAUGAAUAGUACAACUAAUACUACCUCAUCCAAAUACACUCAUGAUGUUAUCAAGGAAUAAAGAAUGGCAAGAGGUCCGACUGUCGGUGUUUACUUGAAAAGUACCACAUAUUAGAGGGCAUCCUUCAAAAGAUAUAAUAUACAUGUUAAAGUUGUUUGUAUCAAACGUGUGCUGCGUGUAGAGAAUGCCUGUUCAAUUUUUGAACUCUAUUCAAAAUUAUAAUAGACUGCCCCUUAUCUUCUGGUAGUAACGCAUUUUUCAUUUCAUUGCUUGCAUGCAAAAUCAGGAGAGUCAGAACUCUUACCAUUCUGUACUUUUUGAUGUUAUCCUAUACAGUGGUACACUUGCCAAAUACUAACCAUUUAUCAAUAAGAGUAAUUUACUUCCUAAUAGAAAUUAAUCCAAUUUUACUUCCUGUGGUAGACUGAAAAUUUAAUUUACUUUUUAUGCUAGACUAUGCAAUUUAUCUCUAUGAUGACUAUGAAUUUAUUUUACAUAAUUUUAUUUCCAAAGGUAGACUGAUUAUUUAGCAAAUAUUUAUUUGAGGAUUGAAGUACUUACAUGACAUGAAAUAUAUACAUUUCACUUAUACAGUUAUACAAUUUUACCUCCUUUGGUGGACUGUGAAAUUUUAGUAAACAUUAUAGAAGUUUAACCUGAAAUGGUCAACCAUGAUAUUUACAAUUAUACAGUAGUUUAGCUCCUGCAGCUAGCUGAAAUCUAUCCAUAAAAAUUGGUCAGCGGGUCAGAAAAAUAUUUUUAAAUUAAUAUUAUUGAGGGCUGCUGAUUUUUUUUUCAAUAUGAAAAAUUUUAGUUUUCUAUUGUAUCUUUAAAAAAAAGAUAUUUUAAAGUACAUAGUUUUAUUGUAUUAUUAGUUUUUUAUAUGUAUUUUUACUGAUGAUCGGCAACGAGCUGUUAAAAAUAAGGGGGUUUUCAAGCCAAAUGUUGUAGACGGGCAGCACAAACCGGGAAGCAACAAAACACUUGUCGGGCCGGCCGCAUGUAGCCUGGGGGCUGCACACCUGCACAUUAUAAAGUACCACUACUUCACAUUGCUGAAUGAAUGUUGUAUUUUUGUAGUUAAAGGGCCAAUGAUUUAUUAUUGUACAUAUUGUAUAUGUAAUAAAAUAUUUAUAAUUGAG